AUGUCGGACACCAUCUCCUUUGAGCUGGGCUCCGCCGCCGACCGGCCCCCAAACAGGUUCCAAGUGAAUCCGGUAAAUGGCAACAGUCGCAAGGCGCAGGAUGGUUUUGGACCCGCACCCGGAUCUGGAGCCGGAGCUGGAGCCGGAUCCGGAGACAGGGGCACCGGAGACGACAAUGGGCCGCAUGAGGUCUACCGCCGACUCACAAAUGCCGAGGGCGAGCUGCUCGAGGACGACACAUUCGAUGCGACACAAAUGCUCAACCAGCACCAGCCCAGGCAACAGAGGCAAUCUAUCAAGAGCAGCUUCCGCGACAAGGAUAAGCCGUCAAGGUUCAAGGAUCUACAGACGACAACCCGCUUCCAGGUGGACCCCCAAAAUGAAGAGUCCGAUGAGUCCAAUGACUCGCAGGAGGAGCGUGAGCUGCUGGACAACGAGUAUGAUACAAAAUAUGGUAAAAGUUUCCGGCACUUCACGCGGGAGGCGUUACCCCGCCUGGACAACUACCGCAACAUGAUGUCCAUCCAGGCUGCCUACCGUCCAACGCUCGACGAGCUGCACAAUGCCACGCUGGUGGGCAAGAAUACGCACAGCUUGACGCGCAAUCAGGACCCAGAGUCGGGCAUCAUGAAUGGAAUCUUGAAAUUCGGCUGGAUCAAAGGUGUGCUCAUCCGCUGCCUGCUGAACAUCUGGGGCGUGAUGCUCUUCCUCCGGCUCAGCUGGGUGGUGGGCCAGGCGGGCAUCGUCGAGGGCUUCGUAUUAAUCCUGACAACGACCGCUGUCACGACCAUCACGGCCUUGUCGAUGUCGGCGAUAAGCACUAAUGGUGUCAUCAAAGGAGGUGGCACCUACUACAUGAUAUCCCGGUCCUUGGGGCCGGAAUUUGGUGGCUCCAUCGGUCUAAUUUUCUCGCUGGCAAACGCUGUGGCCUGCGCCAUGUAUGUCGUGGGCUUUUGUGAGUCCAUGCUGGCCAUGAUGACAUCCUUUGAAUGGUCGAUCGUCGAUGGUGGCGUCCAGGAUGUGCGAAUUAUCGGUUGCGUAACAAUCCUGUUGCUUCUGAUAAUCGUCGUCGUCGGCAUGGAGUGGGAGGCUAAGGCACAAAUCGGAUUACUCAUCAUUUUGCUGGUGGCCAUUGCCGAUUUUGUCAUUGGAAGCUUCAUAGGGCCAAAGAGCGAUCUGGAAAUGGCCAAGGGCUUUCUAGGCUACAAUGCCACGUUGUUCAAAAAUAAUAUGUUUGCGGACUAUCGACCGGAAAAGGGUGGAAUCCAUCAUGACUUCUUCUCAGUAUUUGCCAUAUUCUUCCCAGCAGCCACGGGUAUUUUGGCUGGAGCCAAUAUUUCUGGUGAUUUGAAGGACCCCCAAAAAUCCAUUCCAAAAGGCACGAUCCUUGCUAUCAUCAUUACCACGGGAACCUAUUUAAUUAUGGUCCUGCAGUGCGGUGCCACAGUGGCUCGCGAUGCCACUGGAAAUCUGACGGAUGUUGUCAAUGGCUCCUAUUCAUUCCUUGACUGCCAGCCUGGUGAAUGCGCUUAUGGCCUGCAAAAUUCAUUCCAGGUGAUUGAACUGGUCUCUGGCUUUGGCCCCCUGAUUUACGCUGGCUGCUUUGCUGCUACUUUGUCCUCGGCUUUGGCCAGUUUGGUUUCAGCUCCAAAAGUAUUUCAGGCUUUGUGCAAGGACGAGCUAUAUCCCAAGAUAGUUUGGUUUGCCAAAGGUUAUGGCAAGAACAAUGAGCCAGUGCGUGGUUAUGUGUUGACUUUCAUUAUUGCUUCAGCCUUCAUUUUGAUCGGCGAACUGAAUCUGAUUGCCCCGCUCAUCUCGAACUUCUUCCUGGCUGCCUACAUGUUGAUCAACUUCAGUACCUUCCAUGCUAGCCUGGCCAAACCGGUGGGCUGGCGUCCCACCUUUAAGUAUUACAACAUGUGGCUGAGUCUGCUGGGCGCUGCUCUUUGCGUGGCGGUCAUGUUCCUGAUCUCGUGGGCCACCGCCUUGAUCACCUUCGCUGUGGUGCUGGCACUGUACUUAAUUGUGGCCUACCGGAAACCGGAUGUUAACUGGGGCUCCACCACGCAGGCGCAGACGUACAAAAACGCGUUGAUGUCAGUGCAGCAGCUGAACAAUGUGGAGGAGCAUGUGAAGAACUACAGGCCUCAGAUUCUGGUCUUAUCCGGUUUGCCCAACACCCGGCCCGUUCUCGUGGAUCUGGCCUACAUGCUCACGAAGAACCUGUCGCUGCUGGUAUGUGGCCACGUGGUCCGGGGCUCCAGCUCCCAGAAGUAUCGGACAUAUCUGCAGGAGCGAGCAGCCAAUUGGUUCCGCAAGCACCGUGUCAAGGGCUUCUACGCCUUGGUGGAUGGUGAGGAUUUCGAGUCGGGCACCAGGGCCUUGAUGCAGGCCUCCGGUAUCGGGAAACUCAAGCCAAACAUCAUCCUGAUGGGCUACAAGACUGACUGGCAGACGUGCGAGCACAAGGAACUGGAGCAAUACUUUAACGUGAUGCACAAGGCUCUGGACAUGUACCUAUCGGUGGCCAUUCUCCGGGUUCCACAAGGUCUGGACUGCUCACAGUUGCUGGGCUCUCAGGAUGGCUGGCAGACGGUCGCCGACGUUCCGAGAACCCUGCAACCGAACGAGAGUUCCAAUGACCUACAGGCUGCGGACAGCAGUGUCCGCAAUGGUUUAGGAGGCAGCAUCGACUCCCUGAGUCGCAAUGUGUCGCAAGAGGACCGCAACCGCAACGAGUUGCUCCACAGCGAGCAGAACAGCCUGAAGAUAGUCAAAUCCUCCAGCACGAGCGACCUGUCGUUCAUCGCGGGCAAUCAGUCAAAGGAUGUGUCCGGAAUGCCUGAUCCUUUGGACGCGAAAUCAGCUAAUCUUGUGACCAAUUCGCUGCGCAAGUCAAAGCUGAAGCACGACGAUCCCGCCUCUCUGUACAAGGGUCCUGGCGGCGUUGAACUGCCCAAGGAGGUCCUCACGGACCUCACCCAGUUCACGCGGAAACGCAGCCAUGCCGUUAUCGAUGUCUGGUGGCUGUACGACGACGGUGGCCUCACCCUCCUGCUGCCCUACAUCAUCAGCACUCGACGCACCUGGCAGUCCUGCAAAUUGAGGGUUUAUGCUCUGGCCAACAAGAAGGCAGAGCUGGAGUUCGAGCAGCGCUCGAUGGCCAGUUUACUCUCCAAAUUCCGGAUAGAUUACUCUGAUCUGACCCUGAUACCUGACAUCACGAAAAAGCCACUGGAAACGUCAACGCAGUUCUUCAACGAGCUAAUCAAGGACUUUGUGGUGGCCGACAAGGAGAAUGAGAACGGCAACAGCAGCAGGGCGACCCUCAACGAGGAUGAUGCUCUGAUUACCGAUGACGAUCUGCUGGCGGUGCAGGACAAGACGAAUCGUUACCUACGCCUGCGGGAGUACCUGCGGGAGCAGUCCACCAAAUCCGAUCUGGUCGUGAUGACCCUACCGAUGCCCCGCAAGAACAUUGUCUCCGCGCCGCUCUAUAUGGCCUGGCUGGAGAGUCUUAGUAGGGACAUGCCGCCGUUCCUGUUUGUGCGCGGCAAUCAGACAAGUGUCCUGACCUUCUACUCGUAGGAUCGGAUCGUAUCGGAUCUAUUGUAUUUUACUUACUUAUGCCACACCUACCGACACUCACACUCACCGCGCGUACGAGUAUCUUAUCUCCUAGAAGUACCACCCAUGUACAUACGUUAAGGGACACCUCCGACACACACACAGACACACACACACACACACACACGGAACGCACAGAGGCACUGGCAGCGCGGAGGAAACAGGAUCCGGAAGUGGAAGCGUGAGUCCACCAUUUGUUAUUUCAGUCAGCCUCUGCGUUGUUAAUAUAAACAUUUGUCCUUGCAAUCGAGUUUAAAUCGUAUUUAAAUACAGUGCAAAUAAUUUUUAAA
This is a messenger RNA of Drosophila serrata, 3917 nucleotides long. RefSeq names its product sodium chloride cotransporter 69 (gene Ncc69). The record is from RefSeq and is a predicted model, not a curated record. NCBI's taxonomy places the organism in Eukaryota, Metazoa, Arthropoda, Insecta, Diptera, Drosophilidae. Gene Ontology annotation, cellular component: membrane. Gene Ontology annotation, biological process: sodium ion homeostasis; chloride transmembrane transport; chloride ion homeostasis. Gene Ontology annotation, molecular function: sodium:potassium:chloride symporter activity.